This is a messenger RNA of Ananas comosus (pineapple), 1430 nucleotides long. Its product is annotated as NDR1/HIN1-like protein 12. Gene Ontology annotation, biological process: defense response to other organism. Lineage: Eukaryota; Viridiplantae; Streptophyta; Magnoliopsida; Poales; Bromeliaceae. The record is from RefSeq and is a predicted model, not a curated record.
AAAAAAAAAAAAAAAAAAAAAACAUAUGUUGUUGCCAAUUUACGAUACGAGAAACAACUAUUUCGGCUACGGGCAUGUUACCUGUUCGCGACCUUAAUUAUUUCGACCAAAAUUUUUAAGUAUAAAAAAGAAAUUAAAGGUUUUCAAAAAAUUUUAUUUGAUUUUUUUAGUCUAAAACAGUGUGAAUUAUUCCAUAGCCAAUACUUAAAACCUAAUAAAAAAAAACUUCUCACAUAAUAAUGGUAUAAAAAUAAAAUACUUAUUGACAUUAUAUCACAUAACAUGAUCACUCCCACUGCUUUAUUCUCUCCUUUUUCUUUUUGAUAAAUCAUUUUUUUAUUUUAAAAGAAAGAAAGAAAUUGGUCUAUAUUAAUGCAGUUUUGAGAUUCAUGUUGCCCGCAUAAUGAAAACCGAGUUACCUGAGGACUCUACCAAUUUUUUAUCCUUUUAUUAUUUACACACAAUUCGUAAAACAAAUAAAUUUAAAAAAAAAAGAAAAAGAAAAAAAGCCACACUCGGUGGAAAGAGAACCUCCCCUCCAAAGCCCAGUUGCCACUCUUUCCUUAAGCCCCACCGCCGUAUUCUCUCUCUCUCUCGCCACCAAAUUAACUAACCUUCCUCUCUUCUUCAUAAUAUAUAUAUAAAAAGCUCAAAACACACACACACACACAUUACAUACACCAUAUAAACGCCCAAAGGAGGAGGAGGAGGAGGAGGAGGAGGAGGAGAAACCCUAGACCUUGUCGCUGCGACGCGAGGACACUGGACUGAUCAUCAGAAAAAGAAAGAUGCCCCAUGACGACGGCGGUGCCAGCGGAAAACCCGAGCGGCGCUACCACGGGAGCGGCGCCGGGCGCGCGGUCUGCUCGGGCGUGCUGGCGUUCGUGGUGAUCGCGGGGAUUGUGGCGCUGGUGCUGUACCUCGUCUACCGCCCCUCCCGCCCCCGCUUCUCCGUCACCGGCGCCGCCAUCUACGCCCUCACCACCAACUCCAACGCCACCGCCGCUGCCAACCCCUUCGCCUACCCGGCCAACCCCCCCGCCGUCGUCGCCACCAUGCAGUUCACGCUCCUCGUCCGCAACCCCAACGACCGCUCCGCCGUCCGCUACGACCGCCUCUCCGCCUACGUCUCCUACCGCGACGAGCCCCUCACCCUGCCGACGCCGCUGCCGCCGCUCAUCCAGGCAAAAAGCCCUCCUUUUCUUUCUAAUUAUUAUUAUUAUUAUUAUUAUAAACAACCUGCUCGGUGGCGGUGUCGCCGGUUCUGGGGGGCGGGCCGGCGGUGCGGUGCGGCACGUGACGGGGACGGCACGGACGAGGCCUACGGCGUGGUGGCGCUGCGGCUGGUGGUGCUGGGCCGGGCCAAGUUCAAGUCGGGCCCGUUCCACAGCAGGUGGUACGGCCUCUACGUGCGCUGCGACGUCCUCGUC